GUCUCCGCUUCCCCGCCCCUCCCGGCUCGCUCUCUCUCUCUCUCUCUCUCUCCAGCGACGGGCGCUGUGAGGUAAAUAGAAGCGGAUCUCAAAAUGGCGGAGCUGCCCAGUCCCGUGCGAGGGGCGACGGUGGCGCCUCUGCCGCCGCCUCCUCCUCUUCCUCCCUCGGCUCUGGCCGUCGACGCCCGCGUCUCCCCGCGCGGGCUCCAGCCGCCGGCCGCCAAGCGCCUGAAGGGAGGGGACGAGCGCGGCUUCAAGGCGGCCAAGCGCCUCAACGGCGAGGGCCACAGGCAGCCUCCGCCUCCUCCUCCUCCUCCUCCACCGCCUCACAUCCCCGUGGCGUCUUCCCCGGCGGGCCCCGCCGUGUGGAGCCUGGCCGCCUUCUCCUCAGGCGGGGGAAGCGGCGGCCCGACCGGCGGCGGCGGCGGCGGCUCCUUCGUCUUCCAGCCUCAGCUGCCCCCUAAGUUGCUUCUUCCGCCGCCUCCUUCUCUCUGCCUGGCCGGCGUGGAGGGCCCCGGCGGGGCCAAGAGCAAGAAACCCAAGGAGAAACGCGAGAAGGAGAGGCGGAAAACCCUGCCGGGGACGACGACAACGGCGGCGGCGGCGGCGCCUCAGGGAAGCGGCCGGGAAGAGAACGGCGACCUGAAGAUGCUCCUCCAGCAGCACCACCAUCGGCACCACCAUCGCCCAGGCGAUGAAAUCAUCAGAGAAAAAACCACAGAACGAGACAAGGAAAAGCAGAAAGAAAAAAAGAAGCACAGAUUAAUGUCUGAAAUUAAAAAAGAGAAUGGAGAAAUGAAAUUAUUUCAGAAAGACAUAAAAGAAAAAGUGAAAAGCAACGCAGACGACCUACAGAUUAAAAAAGUAAAGAAGAAAAAGAAAAAGAAACAUAAAGAGUGCGAAAAACGGAAGCGUCCAAAAAUGUACAGUAAAUCUAUUCAGACCAUCUGCUCAGGAUUGCUUUCCGAUUUUGAGGAUCAAGAAGCCAAAGGCAUUGUGGAUCACGACCACCACCACCACCACCACCACCAUCAUCUUAAAGAUUUCAAUGAGAAACAUAAGAAUCCCAAGAAGGACUCUGAGUCCAAGAGAGUGGACAGCAGUGAGUUUCCCUUUGUCUCAUUAAAGGAGCCGCGGGUUCAGGAUAAGCUGCAAAGGUUGGACACGCUGGAAUUCAAAGAGUUCAUUCAUGUGGAGCACCAGCCUAAUGGAGGUGCCUCGGUGGUUCACGCCUACACGAAGGAGCUCUCCCACUUGUCUCCUGUGGAGAUGGAGAGAUUUGCAGAAGAAUUUCUGGCUCUGGUUUUUAGUGAAAAGGAGAACUGUGCCGCUUACUAUGUAAUGGGAAUUGUUCAUGGGGCAGCUACUUAUUUACCUGACUUUUUAGACUACUUUUCAUUUAAUUUUCCUAAUUCGCCAGUAAAAAUGGAGAUUUUGGGAAAGAAAGACAUAGAGACUACGACUAUGUCCAAUUUCCAUGCUCAGGUAAAAAGAACAUAUUCCCAUGGUACAUACAGAGCAGGCCCGAUGAGACAAAUCAGCUUGGUUGGAGCAGUAGAUGAGGAAGUUGGAGAUUAUUUUCCAGAGUUCCUUGAUAUGUUGGAAGACUCACCUUUGUUAAAAUGUACUUUACCAUGGGGGACUCUUUCUAGUCUUAAACUAGAAAGUCGGAAAGAUAGCGAUGAUGGUCCCAUCAUGUGGGUACGUCCGGGAGAACAGAUGAUUCCUGUGGCAGAUAUGCCAAAGUCGCCUUUCAAAAGGAAAAGAACUACCAAUGAAAUUAAAAACCUGCAGUACCUACCUCGUACUAGCGAGCCUCGUGAAAUGCUUUUUGAAGACAGGACGCGAGCACACGCAGAUCACAUAGGACAAGGGUUUGAACGACAGACUACAGCUGCUGUUGGAGUGUUAAAGGCAGUGCGUUGUGGAGAAUGGGUUGAACAGCCUCGCAUAACCAAAGACGUAAUUUGUUUUCACGCAGACGAUUUCUUAGAAGUAGUUCAACGAUUGCAGUUAGAUUUGCACGAGCCUCCACUUUCCCAGUGCGUCCAAUGGGUGGACGACGCAAAACUUAACCAGUUACGAAGGGAAGGCAUCCGAUACGCCAGGAUUCAGUUGUACGAUAACGAUAUUUAUUUUAUCCCACGGAAUGUUAUACAUCAGUUUAAGACGGUUUCAGCGGUGUGCAGUUUGGCGUGGCACGUGCGGCUCAAGCUCUACCACUCGGAGGCCGAAAACCAAACCGCCUGCGACACGGAUCCCCCGACCGAUGCCACGUCUUCUCUGACGGGACUUCAGACUGUGGGUGCCACCCUUCCCGCAGACGUCCACGCCUCCGAAGGAACCAAAUUCUUAAGUAGCCUUCAGACGAAAUGCGUGAAACAAGAGGUUUUGUGCCCGCCACACGAACCCGAUUUAUCUCUCCAGAAUCCCGAGGAGACCCUUCCCGUCGACCUUCCAGAAAAGAUGGCGGCCUCCAGUGCUGCAGAAUGUCCGAAAGUGAAAGCGAGACUGGAUCACGCAUAUUUGACAGGGUGGAGACUUGAGACUGACCAGAACCCUGAGCCUGGCCACAAAUACUUACAGGACAGCUUGUGCCCCGGGGGUCGUGUGAAUCUGAAAGACACGAGACCCAGGAGCUCAUCUUACCCAAGUCUGCAUGGCAAACCAGAAGAUGAUUUUUUGUGUUAAGUGUGUCUGUGUGUGCGUGCGUGUGCGCGUGGGCGUGCGUAUAUGUUUUUAAAGUACUUUUAAAAUAUAAUGACGACAAUGUAAGGAGGCUUACAUUCUGUGAGGCAGGAUGUCUUUUCCUGGCCUGCUCUUGCAGUUGUGGCAACAUAAAAAUAGUACAUGUAGCUUUGUAACAUUCCUCAGUGCCUGUCCGUAACUGUAAACUGUUUGAAAGCACUUAGGGCCAGAUGCACUGUAAACACUGCAGGUAUAACAUAAAAAAAGUCUUUAAAUAUGAGUUGUAGGUUUUAGAAUAGAGCUGACAUUUAACAUAUAUAUUUUUUGUAAGAUAAGCCAGAAUUCUUUUUGACAAUUCCAGGCUUUUCCAUAGAGCUUAUUUAUAUCAUUUUUUUUCCUUUUUAAAUGUGUCAGCACUGUAGUGUAAAUAGCCUUUUUUU
Molecule: messenger RNA, 3128 nt
Organism: Thamnophis elegans (Western terrestrial garter snake)
Lineage: Eukaryota; Metazoa; Chordata; Lepidosauria; Squamata; Natricidae
Gene: RSBN1L
Product: round spermatid basic protein 1 like
Exons: 8
Coding region: 94-2691 (865 amino acids)
Cellular component (GO): nucleus
Source: RefSeq, a predicted model, not a curated record